This is a messenger RNA of Rhineura floridana, 6418 nucleotides long. RefSeq names its product coiled-coil domain containing 39 (gene CCDC39). The coding region runs from base 371 to 3241 and encodes 956 amino acids. The transcript has 20 exons. Lineage: Eukaryota; Metazoa; Chordata; Lepidosauria; Squamata; Rhineuridae. The record is from RefSeq and is a predicted model, not a curated record. Gene Ontology annotation, cellular component: axoneme. Gene Ontology annotation, biological process: cilium-dependent cell motility; inner dynein arm assembly; cilium movement.
UGGGAGGGAGCCAUGAAACAAAAUCUCGUUGCUCAAGCCACUAGCACCCCGACCCCCAAGCCUGGAGCUGGCCCUGGACCCAAAGGGAUGAGAGAGAAGGAGGCAGGUGGUGGAGUUGGGAAAUCCUCUCCACACACCAUGCCUGGUUUUAUAGAACUGUAAAAAUGCAAGGGAUCAAGCUGCACGUGCACACGUUGCUAAUAAUAACAACAAUAACAGCAGGAGGGCAUAAUAUCAAGGUGGCAUGUAUAUGUCUGUGAGAGGGAGCGAGCAAAAGUAACCCGACGCCAAAGGCGGCGUGGCGGUUGCCAAGGUCUCACACCGGCCGUUGCUAAGGGAACCCAGGGCGCGUCAAGGUCCGGGGGUAGCUAUGGCGGCGGCAGCCAUGAGCGUGGAGGGGAGUCACAGAACCGGCGAUGGCGGCGGCGACUCCACCGCUUCGAUACUGGCCGAGCUGCACUGGGACGACGGAUUCGCCAUCCCCGUGGCUAAUGCGGAAAACAAGGCUCUGGAGGAAGAGCUGCAAAAGUUUCAAAAAGAAAAGGCAAACUUAGAAAAUCAGUUGACUGACUAUGAAGACCGUAUUGCAGCAAUGACAUCACAUUUAAAGAACGUCGGGCAGGAGUUUAAUUUGACACAGUCUCUUUUCAGAGCCAGGCAGAAUGAAAUUGAAACCGAGCAGCAUUUUAAAGCCCUCGCAGAGAGAGAAGUGGGGCGCCUGAAAAGUGAGAUUCAAAGGCUGGAGAAUGAUAUGGUUUCAUUAAGAGAGAAAAAAAAUAGUCAAGAAAAUAAUGUUUUCAAAGUGACUCAGAAGCUGGAAGCCUUAAGAUGCCAAAUGAACUGGGACCAACAAGCUUUGGAGGCUUGGUUAGAAGAGUCUGCACGUAAAGACAAUGAUGCAGUCACAAUCCAGAAAUAUGCACAGCAAGAUGAUGGCAAAUUACGAGUGUUAACUCUACAGAUAGAAAUGCUGACUGUACAAUGUAAUAACAGACGCAGAAUUCUUGACAACGAGCUUACAGAAACCUUAGCUGCUCAGAUAGAGCUGGAUAAGACAGCCGAAGAUUUCCGCAGGGUUCAUCAUGAAAGACAAGAACUUAUCAGACAAUGGGAAAACACCAUAGAACAAAUGAAGAAAAGAGAUCAAGAAAUAGAUAACUGUGCCUUGCUUUUAGCACAGGCAAGACGGGCAAUCCGUGCAAAGGAAAGUUUGCUUAAAGACAAGAUCCAGUUUUUGGCAAAUGAGAGUGGUAAUAACAUGGAGUACGAGAAGAGAAUUGCCAUAGCUGAUCGGCAAGCUGCCAAACUGAGACAGGAUUACCAGAAAGAGGAGGCUAACCGAAAUCAGCUCCAGGAUGAGCUGGAUACCUUGAAAGCUACUGUGGAUGGAACUGCAUCUGAAUUAGAAUCUAUGAGAAUCAAUGUAGCUAACCUUAAAAAGGAAAUCCAAGACAAAACUUUAAGGCUAAAUUUGAUAAAGGACCAGAAUGAGAGUCUUGCGAGUAAACUGAAAUAUGUGACAAACCAAGCCCUGAGUUUAGAAGAAAAAGUAGCCAGAACAGAAGAGCUGCUGAAAGAUAAGGAGAAAGGUGUCAAGGAGAAAGAGGCACAGGCACUACAGUUGAGAGACGCACAUUUUAAGAAAACAAAAGAGUUGCAAGCACUUAAAGACAAGGAGAGAUGUGUCACAGCUGAAAUUGAUGGACGCCGAGGACAGAUGAAAAACCUACACAGUCGGUUAGUCCGGCUGGAUGCAGAUACACUUAAGCAACAAGAACUAAUAUAUAACCAGGAUUUUUACAUACAGCAAGUGGAGAGAAGGCUGUCACGCUUGCAGGGGGAGCUUAACACAGAUGAGAGGCAAAUUUUAGAAGCAAAAGUUGCUGAACUUACAAAGAUAGCAGAGGAAAAGAAACAGGCAUACAAUACUCUACAAGCACAGCAGAAGAAACUCCAGAGUGACACCCAUUUUAUCAAGUUGGCUAUGACUAAGACUGGAGAAGAAAUGGCUGGUUUGAAUACCAGAGUAGAUGAGCUAAAUCUUUUCACUGACAAAUCGGAGAAGCUAUUAAAAAAAGCCAGAGCAGAUAAACAGGAUUUGAUGAUUGAAGAUAAUCUCCUGAAACUAGAGAUGAAACGCGUAAGAGAUACACUGUACAAUAAGGCAGAGAAAGUUCUCUCACUUGAAAAAUGGAAGCAACAACUAAAAACGGCAAUGGAAGAAAGAACGGCAGAUAUCAAAGUUCAUAAGGCAAUGACUGAGACUCAGAUAAGAAUAAUAGAGCAGGAGCGUCAAACUUUGAGUUCUGAGUUUCAUGAGCGACUGAGUAAAAUUGAGAAACUGAAGGGCAGAUAUGAAAUCAUUACCAUCGUCAUGAUGCCCCCAGAAGGAGAAGAGGAGAAAACCCAGACUUAUUAUGUCAUCAAGGCUGCCCAGGAAAAGGAAGAUCUUCAGCGUGAAGGAGACACUUUAGAUGCAAAGAUCCAACAAGCUGAGAAAGAAUGUGUAGCCCUAGAGAAUACUCUGCAUGUGCUUAACAACUGCAACAGCAACUACCGAGACUCAUUCAAAAAAGUCACAGAGAAAAGUGAGGAGCAUGAGGAGAAAGUGAAACUGGAAGAAGAGAAAAGAGCUGCUGAUGAGAAAUACAGAUACAAGAGAAGACAGAUCAAGGAACUCCAGGAGGAUAUACAGACUAUGCAGGGUAAUCUUGACACUCUUUUGAAAGAUGAGAAUCUUUGCAGCCAAAAAAUGAAAGAAAAACAAACACAUAUUUUGCUGUUAACCAAGGACAUAGAUGACCAGAAGCCAAAGCUAGAAAGAGCCACGAAACAGGUUUCCCGACUAUCCAAAGAGAUCCGCACAUUAAAGGACACUCAGUCAGAAACACAAGAAGAACAAGAUAUUGAACUUCGUUCAUUGAAAGAGUUCACCAGAUCCAUUGAUAAAAUGCUACUUGAUAUUUCAGAAUCAAAUCCAGAUUUAAACACAGCCUUUCAGAGAUAUUUUGAACAGGCUUCCAUACCUCUUCCUGAAAUUAUUUCUCAUCUUAGCUUGCGGUCAUCUACUCACAGCUCAUCAUCUUCCACAGUGUCCCGUAAGAGUUCAGCUUCGUCUUCAAGUCAACCACAACUUAAAGUUUUAUCUCUGACUUUGAGCCAGAGUCCUGAACCUGUUUUUUCGCAUCCUUCUAGCCCAAGUAGCAUUUCUGGAACAUCUCGCAGCAGAAGCCCAAAAUAGCAUUUAGGGUUAUGCUGCAGGGAAUAUCUGAGUUUGUAAGAGACAAAUGAUUUAUUGUUUACACUGUUUUUAGAAAUAUGUUUGUUAAACUGCUGUAGACUUUAUCCUCAUGGAUACAUAAUUUAAAAAUUAUUUAGGUGAUCUCCAGUAGGCACUACGACAGCCCCAAGUGGGUAACGUGUUCUUCUUGUACCCACUUGGUGGUGGUUCUAGUAUUCCCUGAGAAACACCCUUUAGGUGACUAAAAUGGUUCCUUAUUGGCAAAUGGAAUUUUUUUUAAAAAAAAUCUUAAUGGAAAUGAAUUAAAUGUAAACAUUUUAGUAGCAUAAUUAAGAAUUAUAAAAACUGCCUUUAAUGUUUCACAUUUCUUCAGGCUUUAUAGGAUCCUGUAGUUUUAAUUGUGAGAAUCUUUAAAAUAUAGUGUCAAAAAAUAUUGCCCUGCCCUACCUCUCCCAGUAAACUUUCUGUAUUCAUCUGACUCAGCUUAGGGAGCGUAUUUCACUUAACCAAGACUCCAGAGAGCAUUAGGAAAACUGCUUUAAAUCUUAUGGCUUAUGAGACUGCACCCCUCUCCAAAAAACAUCACAAUGAUUGAAGUGAAAAAGCCACCAGAUGGAGUUUUGUAAAAAUUUAAUAGCAAGACAGACUAUAUAUACACUGAUAGCACAUUCAUUAAAAACUUUUUGAGUUUAUGCUUAUGCUAGCCAUAGAAAGUUAACAGUCAUUGAUGCCUUGGAAAGUUUCCUCCUGUAAAGUGCAAUUUGGCUGCUACUCAGCACAGAUGGCAGUCUUAAUAGUAGUUAAGUUUUUCAACCAAUCACACCAUCACAUCUUAAUAUCCUAAACAGCAUAAGAAACUCAGUUAAAAAUAUGAUGUAACUCUUGCAUAUUCAUCAUUCCCUAAAUCAGUAUCUUAUCAAGGGAUGGGAACAAAAAAUAAAACCCUAAACAUUUCUAUUUUUCUAUUAAGAGCACAGACUUGUCUAGUAAUUAGAAAUUGAACUAUGCUUGCACCCAGUGUAACAGAUUCUUUUAAACAAUCACUGGUUUUUCUGCUUGCUUCCUUUUUCUCUCUCAAAUUCAGCAAUCUGAUUAAAUAUGUUGAGUAAGUUCUGAGGCAGUUGUUUCCUAGCACCACUUCCCGAUUGUCCUUUACCAUUGAGUGUAGCUUCCUCAUCUAGGUCAUUGGCUUUUCUGGUAUCCCUUUCCUUACUCUUGGGUUCUUUCUCACUUUUAAUCCAUGCCAACUCAGGCCUGUUGUCGGCAUUAUACCUACUAGGCUCAUUUAUCCACUGGCUGGUAUAUUGUUUGUAGUAUUCAACUGAUUUGGUUGAGUAAUCAGACCCUGUCGGAGAUGUGGAGUACUUUGUUUGGCUUGGGCUGUGCUUUUGAUAAUGCUCCUUCCUCCUCAAUUCUUUUUCUAAUUUUCUUGAAUAUUUUGUCUUGUUCCUGUCAUCAGACUUUCUACAGUAGGAACCUGUACUAUCCCUCCUAUCAGAAGAAACUUUAUCUAACUUACCCUGUUUCUCAGUUGUGUUACUAUCUGCCUGAGUCUUGGAGCCGUUGUAUGAAUCUCUGGAAUCUUCAGACCUACCUCCAUAAGCAUCUUCAUUGGGAGCACGAGUCCUUGACAGAGAGUACUCUCUCUCUGUUACCUCAGGUUUUUGAUAGGCUAACCCGUCCUGUCUCUCCAGCAGUUUCUCCAUUUCAUGCUUUUGAUUAAGGAAGGAAGCAGAGGUAUUGGCUGGAGGAGAAUAGCAGUCAUUUUUCCUAUUCUGAUGUAAGAAACUCCUAGAAGUGUGCUUUUUUGAGCUGCACGAGGAUUCGGACCGACUCCGAUUCCUUUUCUUACGCUUUUUGUUAUCAGAAGAGGAAGAGGAGGAAGGAGAUUCAUCUGACGAAGAAUCAGAGGAGGAGGAAGAGGAAGUUGACCUUUUCCUUUUCUUCUUUAACCUAAAAAUUUUAAUUAACCAUGAGGCCAGUAGCAUCAAAAAUUCAACGUUUUGGCAAAACUGUGUAGUAAAGGUUCAUACUCAGCUGCUAAACUAAUAUGUAUAUAUGUAUGUGUGCAUGCAUGCAUGCAUAUUUAAGCACAAAUAGAUAAAACUGAGAACACUAUUUUGUCACUGGGAAAAGGUUCAGAUUUCAAAUUUAAAAUUGUAAGCUAAACCAAGCAAGCUAGUUUUAAACUUUUCUGGUAAGCAUUUUCAGAGGUUUGACUAUGACUAUAAGUCUCCUUACAUUACACAGAAUAAGACAACCAAAUCUACCUAUCAAAUGGCAAUACUAAAAUAUGCUGAUUGAAUGUAAAGUAUUAUUUAAAGACCAUGCAAAUUUCAGUAGUCAGAAUUGAGUAAGCUACAAGGAGACAAGGCUUUCCUCUCAUUAAAAAAAACCCAACAGCAGAUUAAGUCAAGUCUGUAUGGAAUGACUUAUCUUGCUUAGCAACACUUGUCUGGAAUACUAAUUGAAAUGCCAUGUAUUCUUUCUUUGCUGCCCCUUAUGUUCUUCCUUCUUCAAAUAAUCUUUUUUUACAAAAAACUUUUGCCUCAGUCCUUUCAUCUUUAAGGUCAAAUAUAUGAAACUCCAUCUGCUCACAUUCAUCUCAUGCUAUUUUUGUCUCCGCCCCUUUCUCUGUUGUCUUCACUUGGGUCACAGUUUAGAUUAACCUGUCAUGAGACCAUGGACCUGUCUUAUUUUUGCUUAUGAAGUUCUGAAGUACCAUGUAUACUAAUGGCGCUGUAUAAGAUGCAAUUAUAUAGUUUUACCUACCAAAGACUAAAGAGAAAAAUGUAAGAGUAGUGCCUAAGGAUUUUGAAGUGGGAAAGAUAUGGUUUGUUGCUUUGCCUUAAAAUAGAUUUUCAAAAAGCAUCAUUGCUCAUUUGGUACACAAAUCAUUAUCCACACAAGCUACCUUUCCUAGCCUAACUAGAGUGGCAAGUCCCACUGAUUUCAGUGUCUUUAGAUGACAGCUUAAAAUUGCAGUGGAUUACGCUGUUAGACAGAACUAAGUACAAAAGAGACAGCGGAGAAAGAGGAUGCUCCCAGCAAAAGUUUUAGCCCUGAUAUUCAAGAAUCGCCCACAUGGAGAAGCAACAUGCUGGGAAGAUCUGUUCUACACAAAAUAUCUUGCAUUAUAUCCAACAAAGCCAUUGCACAAGCUGAACAAUUUCCACU